AAGAGACAGACAGCCCACAGACAGACAGGCAGGCAGCCCACCGACAGACAGACAGACAGACAGCCCACCGACAGACAGACAGACGGACCGUGGGAGCGAGCGGACCUGAAGCGGAGGGAAGUCUCCGGGCGGCCCAGACACACGACACGACGGACUCCGACCGUCCAGAAGAAGAAGAAGAAGAAGAAGAAGAAGGAGAAGAAGAAGAAGAAGAAGAAGAAGAAGCCCCGUGUGAACCGACUCCAAAGUGCGGGGGAAAGAGAAGUUCUGCUCCCUCCUCCUCCUCCUCUUCCUCCUCCUCCAACCAAAGUGGGAGAGUGAUUGGAGUUGACAAGCUCCGCUCCACUACUGUAUCUCCUCCUCCUCCUCCUCCUCUUCCUCCUCUCCCGCUCCACACAAACCAGGAAGUCGUCGAGGUGUGCUCCUUUAUCCCGCCGGUGGCUGGCUAACCCCCACCCACCGCACCGCACCCCACCUACCUACCGCUGUCUGCGGAUGUAGAUGCGCUCGUUUCGUCGCCGAUCUCUUUUCUCGGAGGUACAUUUUUUUCUUCUUCCCCCGUCGAGUGACUCGUGGAGCCGGGGGGGGCCCUCCGCGCUGAAGUCCGGACAAACUUGCCGAGGAGGAGGAUCGUCUCCACCACUCUGGCCGAACAAUGAGUGAGUCGAGUAUUUGCCAGGCUCGGGCCACUGUGAUGAUCUACGACGAUGGCAACAAGAAGUGGUUGCCGGCCGGCGCCGGGGCGCAGGCCUUCAGCAGAGUCCAGAUCUACCACAACCCCACCAACAACGCCUUCAGGAUAGUGGGACGCAAAAUGCAGACGGACCAGCAGGUGGUUAUAAACUGUCCAAUCGUGAGAGGGCUCAAGUACAACCAGGCCACGCCCAAUUUCCACCAGUGGCGAGAUGCGCGGCAGGUGUGGGGGCUCAACUUCGGCAGCAAGGAGGACGCCGCCCUGUUCGCCAACGGCAUGGCUCACGCCCUGGAGGUGCUCACCUCCAUGUCGGACGCAGGCUACGCAACCCUCCCCCGCCCCGUGUCCAACGGUCCAACUCCAGAGGAGCUGGAACAACAGCGGAGGCUGGAGCAGCAGAAGCUGGAGCAGCAGGAGCGAGAGCGACAGGAGCGAGAGCGACAGGAGCGAGAGAGACUGGACAGAGAACGACAGACGGCUGCAGUCCCUAUUCCUCCACCUCCGCCGUUGGCCCUUGGAGGCUGCGCUCCACCAGCCCCUCCUCCACCCCCUGCCCCCCCUGGCCCCCCUCCGCCAGCAUCUAAUAUCCCUCCCCCUCCGGGACCACCUCCCGGACCUGGACCUCCGCCGGCCCCGCCGCUGCCCUCUGCUGGAGGAGGAGGUGGUGGAGGAGGAGGUGGAGGUGGUGGGGGAUUAGCAGCUGCUUUAGCAGGAGCUAAACUACGCAAAGUAUCGAAGCAGGAGGACGGCGGCCCUGCAGCUUCACUGGCCCGAGGCGACUCCAACCGCAACAGCAACUCCAGUAUUGGAGGGGGAAGUGGUGGAGGAGGAGGAGGAGGAGGAGGAGGAGGAGGAGGUGGGGGAGGCGGGGGAGGCGGUCUGAUGGGUGAGAUGAGUGCCAUCUUGGCCCGAAGGAGGAAAGCUACAGACACUGGGGAGAAGCCACCAGUGAAGCCACAAGAGAAUGAUGAUUCAGAGCCUCAAGGUCAAAGCGACACGCUGAGAAGACCCUGGGAAAAAUCGUCUAUGGCCAGGAAUAACUCCGUCAUCAAGAGCGUGGACUCCACUCCCUCAUUGUCCCAAGGUUCCAGAGGGAAGCCUGCAGGCAACAGCAACGACGCAGGUGGAAUGGACGACUCGGAUUUAGAGAAAAUGAAACAGGAGAUUCUCGAGGAGGUGCGGAAAGAACUUCAAAAAGUCAAGGAGGAAAUUAUUGGAGCCUUUGUUCAGGAGCUGCAGAAGAGAGGCACAUAGUUCUGCUGAGCGUCAGGUGUAACUGAGGGAGGUGAUGGAUGGAGGCGGUUGAGGCCCGAUGGGACCUCGACCUCCACUGCGCUCCUCCCAUGUAGCCCAGGGAUUUCUCUUUUUCACCUUCACAUCUUCUCUCUCUCUCUCUCUCUUCUCUCUCUCUCUCAUACUCACUUCAUGUAAAUGAUAAUCCAGGGAAACCUCCUCACGUCGUAACGAUCGCUCGCUGCUGGCAGAUUAUUGCGGAGCGGUGAUCCCCAUCCAUCCCGUGUGUCUUCCCCUGUUCAUUUCCCCCCCCCCCCCGGCAGUUUCUCUUCCGUCACGGCAGUUUCUCUUCCGUCACGUUCUUCUCGUCAUCACGUUACAAAAACCCUUCCUCUCCCGCCUUCUGCUGUCAGACACACCAUUUACUGAUAGAGCAGUCUUCAGUAUUCAGGGACAACUUAUUAAGUCACAUCUUUUCUUUUUUUACUGUAAUAGAAAGAUGCUGACAUGCUGGGAUCCAAUUUUUUUCCCCCGUUUUCGCUUGAAACACUGCUACAGAUGAUUCAGCUCAGACAUCCUCUGGCAGUUUGUGGCCUCGGACGGUGGUUAAAAGGUGGAUUAAACAAGAACAACGGAGAAUGGAUCAGACACGCACCUCCUCCCCUGACAGCUGCAGUGACUCUCUAAGACUAAGAAACUAAAAACAGCACAACAACGAGCCCUCGCUGGCGCGAGACAGGAGACGGAAGAGGAAGAGGAGGAGCAGGAGGAGCAGGCCGAGCCGAGGGGGGAAUUUUCACGAGACGGACCCGAUUGCUGUGAAAGAGGAGUGCGUUUAAAUGUUGUGUUGAGAAAUUGAUUCUCUUUUGCAUUGCACUUGAUCCAGAGGAGGAAGUGUGUCUGCGUGCCACACCGCCUUGACAGACUAUUUUCCCUCUUCCUACUUACAAAAAAAAAAAAUGAGACAUUUAUUAUUUUGUUGGCCCGGUGUCGGAGGUUCUUCUUCCUGCACUGUGCUUCCACUAGUCAUUUUUCUUUCCAUUCUAGCUAUUUCUAACUUUGAAACAUGAAAACAUGGCCAUGAUGAGGUCAAUUAAUUUGGCCAUGACCAACUGCCUUGAGAAUAAAUAUAUAUAUAUAGAUUAUAUAUAUAUAUAAGGAAAAUAUAUAUUUGUUUUGAGGGACAAUGUUAGGAAAAAAAUUGAAAUGGUGUUUCUAUUUUAAUUGAAGUGACUGGUGAAAGGGGAUUUUUUUUUUGUUUUCCUUUUUCCUUUUUUUUUUCCAAUGAUUGUUUUCUUAUGAAAUGUUAUUUUUUGGGUUUACUGUUUCUUUUUCUAAUAGAGUCUAGGCUUUUUACACUGAAAUGUUAAGAAAACAGCUUAGAGACACUGGAUUAGAAAAAUUGCCUUUAUAGUCGAAUACAGCUGCUUCUCGAAACGCA
Molecule: messenger RNA, 3368 nt
Organism: Scophthalmus maximus (turbot)
Lineage: Eukaryota; Metazoa; Chordata; Actinopteri; Pleuronectiformes; Scophthalmidae
Gene: vaspb
Product: vasodilator stimulated phosphoprotein b
Exons: 14
Coding region: 656-1948 (430 amino acids)
Biological process (GO): neural tube closure; axon guidance; actin cytoskeleton organization
Molecular function (GO): profilin binding; SH3 domain binding
Source: RefSeq, a predicted model, not a curated record